Molecule: messenger RNA, 1902 nt
Organism: Arachis duranensis
Lineage: Eukaryota; Viridiplantae; Streptophyta; Magnoliopsida; Fabales; Fabaceae
Product: protein TRAUCO
Exons: 2
Coding region: 133-1548 (471 amino acids)
Cellular component (GO): Set1C/COMPASS complex
Molecular function (GO): transcription cis-regulatory region binding; protein binding
Source: RefSeq, a predicted model, not a curated record
CAGAGUUCUGAGUCUCAGAGUGUCUCUGUUAUCGGAAGCGCUCUCUUUUCUUCUCCGAACCUCAUAGAGUCAUAGUCAUAGUAAUUGCACUCGGAAAAUAAAAUCAAAUAAAGAAAAAACCCUAGAACCGCCAUGGAUAAUUUAAAAGCUUCGUACAAAGACGAAGAGGAAGAAGACGGGGCACCAACCACCGCCGCCGUUGCGGCCGCUGACGCCGUCGUUGGCGACGCCCCGAUUCCCAGUGACGCGGUAGCUGCCGGAGGAGGCACCGAUACGGAAUCAGCCGAAGUUCCUCCUGUAACAACCACCAGCACCGCCUCCGACACGCCAACGGAAGCUCAAAACGACGGCAGAUCGGAGCCCGACCCUUCCGACAUGUCUGAUGACGAACCCGUCUCUGAUGAAGGUUCCCUGAAGAAGUCGCCGAAGUCGCCUGCAAGAGACGAUGGUGGCGGCGGUGACAACGACGAGGACGACGAGGAACCUCCACCGAAGAAGCAGAAGCAGCUCUCCACAUUGACCGCUGAAACCGUUACCGUUAAGAUCGAAUCUUCUCCGGUGGCUGCGGAAUUGCCAGAAGGAGCUAGCAACGGCGACGCCAAUGCGGCCGUGUCAACGCCGGCGACAACGGCCACGGGAACAACGGGGACGAAUUCGAAGAAAUCUAAGAAGAAGAACAACAAUGUGUGGGUAACCAAAUCGAAGAAAUCAAAGAAGAAGAACAAGGCUAACAACAAUAACAACAAUCACCACGGCGCAAACGGCGAAGACACGGUGCUUAUAACGCCGGUGCCGAGGUUCCCGGACAAGAGCGACGACACGGCGGAGAUGAAGAUCUGCCUCUCGAAGGUGUACAAGGCGGAGAAGGUUGAGCUGAGCGACGACCGAAUGGUGGCAGGGAGCACGAAGGGCUACAGAAUGGUGAGGGCAACGAGAGGGGUGGUUGAAGGAGCGUGGUACUUCGAAAUUAGGGUUUUGCAUUUGGGGGAAACAGGGCACACACGGUUGGGGUGGUCCACUGAGAAAGGUGACUUGCAGGCACCGGUUGGUUACGAUGGGAAUAGUUUUGGGUAUAGGGAUAUUGAUGGGAGUAAGGUGCAUAAGGCUCUGAGGGAGAAGUAUGGAGAAGAAGGGUAUAAGGAAGGUGAUGUUAUUGGUUUCUAUAUCAACUUGCCUGAAGGGGAGAAGUAUGCUCCAAAGCCACUGCAUUUGGUUUGGUAUAAAGGACAGAGAUAUGUUGUUGCUCAAGAUGCUAAGGAAGAUCCUCCCAAAGUUGUGCCUGGAAGUGAGAUAUCUUUCUUCAAAAAUGGCGUGUGCCAAGGUGUAGCUUUCAAGGAUCUUUUUGGUGGUCGAUACUACCCUGCUGCUUCAAUGUAUACUCUCCCCAAUGAGCCAAACUGCAUGGUCAAGUUCAACUUUGGCCCCGACUUUGAAUUCUUUCCCGAGGAUUUUCAAGAUCGGCCGAUUCCCAAGCCAAUGAUCGAAGUUCCCUACCAUGGUUUUGAUAAUCGAGUUGAAAAUGGAGAGGCUACUGAGAAGAAACCGUGAAAAGGUUGAUGCAGUUUGCAUAUAUUAUUAACUACGACUCUGCUGCAAAACCCUAGCGGUGCACACGCACUCUGCCUCUGCCGCAUUUGAUAUAUUUCUUUUUUUUUUUUUUCAAUUUUAAAAGAAACUUACAUUCUUUUCUGUUUCAAGCUUGAUCCACUGUACACCAUACCAGCUGAAGGUGACCUAUGAUUGCACCACCUUUGAAAAGUGUAUGUGCUGCACACAUGGUCUUAUUCUUCUGUAACUCUAGAUGGUUCCUGAAUUGACUCAAAUGACUAGCUUAGCUGUGUAAACUUAUGAAACAGAGAAAUUGUUCAAGUCGAAUAUAUAAGAAUUUCAUGGCUUCGAUAA